AUGGAGGGCGGCAUGGACGCGAGCUUGGACUUCCUGGAGCUGGAGGCCCAUCUGGUGUUCGAUCUCGGCGACUGCUGCAGCUCGUACCUGCCGGCCGAGGACUCGCUCUCCGGCCUCGACUCCUCCUGCUACAACGACCCCACCAGCUCGCCGGACGGGGCGUCGACCAGGGCGAGCAAGAACAUCGUCGAGGAGAGGGACCGGCGCAGGCGGCUCAACGAGAAGCUCUACGCCAUCCGCGGCGUCGUCCCAAACAUCACCAAGAUGGACAAGGCGUCCAUCAUCCAGGACGCCGUCGCAUACAUCGAGGAGCUGCAGGAGCAGGAGCGCCGGAUCCUCGCCGAGGUGUCCGACCUCGAGGCCGGUGGCUGCACCGCCGUGGUGGUCAAGUCGGAGGCCUCCACCGGGAGCGAGGGGGUGGAGGACGCCGGCGUUGGCUUCUCGACGCGGAAGAAGAUGAGGAGGACUGCUUCCUCCUCCUCCAUCAACGACACCGUCACUUCCCCUGCCACGCAUCCGAUCCUCCUUGAGCUGGAGGUGAGGCCUAUAGCGGAGAAGCUGGCGGUGGUGAGCAUGAGGCACGACAAUGCGCAGAACAUCAUGGCGAAGAUGUACAAGGCACUCGAUUCACUCUGUCUCAAGGUCAUCACCUCAAGUGUGACCGUCGUGGACGGCCGCACAGUCCACACCAUGUUCAUCGAGACGGAAGAAAUGGAUAGUGUUGAGACGAUCAAGGAGAUGGUACAGGCUGCACUCAGCCAUCUCGAUUUCUCGAUGUGA
This is a messenger RNA of Triticum turgidum subsp. durum (durum wheat), 780 nucleotides long. NCBI's taxonomy places the organism in Eukaryota, Viridiplantae, Streptophyta, Magnoliopsida, Poales, Poaceae. The record is from the annotation of a GenBank genome assembly.